Ruditapes philippinarum (Manila clam) is the source of this 2612-nucleotide messenger RNA. RefSeq lists its product as uncharacterized. Gene Ontology annotation, molecular function: protein binding. NCBI's taxonomy places the organism in Eukaryota, Metazoa, Mollusca, Bivalvia, Venerida, Veneridae. Gene Ontology annotation, cellular component: cytosol; P-body. Gene Ontology annotation, biological process: neurogenesis. The record is from RefSeq and is a predicted model, not a curated record. The coding region runs from base 171 to 1784 and encodes 537 amino acids. The transcript is spliced from 2 exons.
CAGUGACGACAUUCAGUGUGUUUAAAGUUAUACGUAUUAAAAAUGACUUUAUAUCCAUUGAAUAGUUUUGUAGAAAUUUUAUUAAAUUUGUUAUAUUAAAUAAAUAUAUUAAUUGCUCUCGCAUACAGGUACUCUUUUGGAUACAAUAAUUGGUAGAAGAUCUAUUCAGGAUGGAGUCAGAUGACGCUGUUCACGUUCUACAACGCUCUACAGACGCCCUACAGACGUAUACCGUCGGCUGUCAACAGAACAAAGGUCUGGGAGCAUGUUUGUUAGAAAUGUAUAACCAAAGUCUUUGGACUGAUGUGAUUUUUCGUUUCAAAGAUCACGCUGAGGUGGCUACAAUCAAAGCGCACAAGACAGUUUUAGCUGCUAGAAGUCAAGUGUUUCAGGCAAUGUUCUUUGGUCCAUGUGCUGACAAGAAUGACCAGGUGGAACUGGAACACGUAACAAGGGAAACAUUCGACUUAUUCCUUAGGUACGUAUACAGUGAUACUGUGGACCUUUCUACAGAAACAGUGUUUGAAAUUUUGCGUACAGCUCACUGCUACCAAGUUUCCAGUCUUGUACAGUUUUGUGCAGUCUUUUUGAUGAAUGUCAUUACAACGGAUAACGCAUGUGAUGUUCUCAGUAACGCGAUGUUGUACGACCUCACUGCACUGAGAGACACCUGCUGUUCUUUUAUCGACAACCAUGCAUUGGAAGUCCUUAAAUCUGACAGCUUUAUGAAUCUGAAUGAGAAAUGCCUGCUGUAUAUUCUAAAAGGUGAUACAUUGUAUGCAGAUGAAACAAAGAUAUUGGAAGCAGUUGAUAAAUGGGCAAGAAAGAAGAUUGCAGAAAAUGGAGAAGAAGUUAACGGCACGAAUGUCCGUAAAUAUCUCGGCGAGUGUUUUUAUCAAGUACGGAUACCAACUAUGACAAGUGAAUCAUUACUAAGAAGUGUGAGUAGAAGAGGAUAUUUUUCAGUAGAAGAAUAUGCCGAUAUUUCAGGUUACAUCAAUAGAAUAUCGGGUAUAUCCGUUUCUACAAACUCCAGUGUUGGGCGUAUUUCGGAGACCGAGACAGUCCAAGAAAUGUUAGGUUAUUGUAAAGGUGAAGAAAAUAGUUUGGCAAGUGGAGAGAACAAAUACACAGUACAUGAUAGCAUUUCAAGUACAGUUCAAAUAGUUGUAGGACGAGAUGUGUGUUUAUCAAAAAUUGUUAUUGGAAAAUUGUGUCCGUAUGAAACAUUGAAAAAGUCUCUGUAUUCCCCGUUUGAAAAUGAGUAUCAUAAACAAAUUCAAAGUAUAACUAAAAAAGAUAAAGAAAUGUCUCGUAAUAAAUUGAUUGUACAAGUCGAGUCAAUAUGGAAUGAAGUAAAAGGAUACGUUUUAAAGCCAAUUGAAGAGUUGGAACUCCCUGAAUACCUAAACCUAGAUAUAUCAGGUAGUGUCACUAUUGAAAGUCUUAGCUUUAAACAAGAUUUUAAAAUGCAACACCAAGACAACAACGUUAUUAAAAUAAUUCCAGAAUUAAUACUCAAAAAAGCAAGUUCUCCGUACAAAUUAACAGUUGUCCUUCGAUAUACCUGUGGUGGUGCAAUCAAAAUUGGCGCAGUACCCAAAAAAAACUAUUGCGGUUUUUCUGCACACUCACGUGAAAUACACACAAGAUACGUUAAUGGUUUCCAAGGGGCAAUAAAAAGCAUGCAGUUUAAAUUUUUUUCAAAUCGCGAUAUUAAACCUGUCCUUCCUCUGAAAAGUGGAACACAAAAAGUACAUGGAAUCUGUUCCAAAAAGUCGUAGGUGGAAUCAGAAAGACAACAGAAAGACAAAAGUUGACCGGUCAGAUCAAAAGAAAUAACAUAUUAUCCUAAAAUAAAUUUUCAUUUCUAAUUUCACAGAAUUAAACUGUUCACUAUUUUUAUUUGUAUCAUAGUUUGAGGACCUUUUUGUUGAAAGUGCGUUAGAGUAAAAGCGUGCUUUAACUUGAGUGCAGGUAUUAGUUACCCGCACUCCAGAGCAUGCCCAUUGAUUGGCUCGUUUUUUGCUGGGGUUUACUUAUUGUGACGGCAGAGAAUGGGAAAGCGAUAGCAAUAUCAUAUUCAAAUGCUCGUUCAUUGGUUACUUAUUUCUGAGGUUUCAUAUUGUGACAACAGUGACCGUCUCUUUAUGUUUGACAAUGGUACAAAACACUCGGUAAUCCGAUGAAUACUCGUGGGGCUAUGCCUCCUAGUACAAAUCAGAUAGCCUCGUGUUUCGAUGCUCUUUCUAUUACUUAAAAAAGUGUGUAAGCGGAUUAAUAGCUCAGUCGGUAAAUCCGUGGUACGGACAGGCUACAUAUUUUUCCUGCCCUGUAAACACAUGUUUACCACUUUUUUAUUUAUUUUGCAAAAAUAACAUGAUAUUUUGCCCAAACUUUCAGGAAAUAUUUAAAGACAUUUUCCCCGCCUGAUUAUUUAUGCAACAUCCAUCAUUCAUUAAAGUAUUUACUUUCGUAUCGGCCUAGUUAACGUUAUUAUCGGUAAUGUAUUAAGUUAACUUAAAUUAUUAUGAAGUGAAAGGUCCAGUAAAAACGUAAGUAUCUCAAACUUUUGCAUGUCGGAAAAUAUAGAAAUGUGUAUUAUAAAAUGU